AUGUCACUGUUUGAGAUUCUAAAUGCACCACAAGUUGGUUGGGACGAUAAAGUUCCUGUUGGGUUGUUUAUCGGAAACGAAUAUGUUGCAAGUGAAGGCAAUGAAAAAAUUGAUACAUUCAAUCCGGCCACUGGAGAGAAAUUGACGUCUUUCUAUGCAGCUGGUGUGAACGACGUCGAUAAGGCUGUGAAAGCAGCUCGAAAAUGCUAUAAAACUGUUUGGUCGAAGACUUCAGCUGAGGACCGUGGUAAGUUGUUAUACAGGUUGGGGGAGCUGAUAGAAAAAAACCGGCACAAACUUGCUGCUUUGGAAACCUUGGACUCCGGCAAGCCGUAUCAUUCGAAUGCGCAGGGAGAUCUAGAUCAGAUUAUACAGCUAACUAGGUAUUUCGCUGGAGGAGCCGAUAAAUAUACCAAGGGUCAAACCGUACCCUUGAAACAUGAAAAGUAUGCGUUAACUUUCAAAGUGCCGUAUGGCGUUGUCGGACAGGUGAUUCCUUGGAAUUAUCCUUUGGCAAUGGCGUCAUGGAAGAUCCAAGGUUGCCUUGCAGCGGGCAAUACCAUUGUUAUCAAACCGGCGGAGAAUACGUCACUUUCGUUACUCUACAUGGCACAAUUGUUUACUGAAGCAGGUUUCCCGUCCGGUGUAUUGAAUGUUGUGCCUGGGUUGGGAUCAGUCGCUGGGGCAGCCUUGGCUAAUCAUCCUGAUGUUGACAAAAUUGCAUUUACAGGAAGUACAGCUGUAGGGCAAAAGAUUAUGCAGAUUGCAGCGCAAUCCAAUCUCAAGGAUGUCACUUUGGAAUGCGGUGGUAAAUCUCCGGCUGUGGUAUUUGACGAUGCUGAUUUAGAUAAUUCUGUUGAGUGGAUUGCCGGUGGAAUUUUAUAUAAUUCUGGUCAAAAUUGUACGGCAAAUUCCCGUAUCUACGUUCAAGAAACAAUUUAUGAUGAAUUUCUCAAGAAAUUUAAGUCACAUAUUCAGUCAGAAUGGAGGUUUGGUACGCGGUUAGAUCCGUUCGACAAGGAAUGUACGUUGGGGCCCGUCAUUUCCGAAGUUCAGUACAAGAAGAUUAGAGCCUACGUUGAUCAUGGCGUUAACGAAGAAAAAUUAAAUAUCAUAACGCUCGGCGAUUUUCCCGCUAACUCAAAGGGUUAUUUCAUUCCUCCAAUUUUUUUCACAGAUGUUCCACAGAUAUCUAAGUUGAACAAAGAGGAAAUAUUUGGUCCAGUGGCAGUUAUUUCCAAAUUCAAAGACUACGACGAGGCUAUAGAGCUUGCAAAUGAUACGGCUUAUGGGCUGGCUUCGGCAGUUUUUACAGAAAAUAUAAGAUUAGCAAAUAGAUUCGUGAGAGAUAUCAACGCAGGUACGGUUUGGGUUAAUUCAUCUAACGAUGAGGAAAUUUCGGUUCCAUUCGGUGGAUUCAAGUCUUCGGGGAUAGGUAGAGAGUUGGGGGAAAGCGGAGUGACUGCUUAUUGUCAAACAAAGGCAGCUCAUUUCAAUAUAUCGGAUUAUUAA
Molecule: messenger RNA, 1512 nt
Organism: Zygotorulaspora mrakii
Lineage: Eukaryota; Fungi; Ascomycota; Saccharomycetes; Saccharomycetales; Saccharomycetaceae
Exons: 1
Coding region: 1-1512 (503 amino acids)
Molecular function (GO): aldehyde dehydrogenase (NAD+) activity
Source: RefSeq, a predicted model, not a curated record